CCCGCAAGGCGACCGGGGCGCUGGCUCGGGGCGCUGGCUCGGGGCUGGGCACGGCGCUGGGCACGGCGGGGCAGCCGCGUCGCCCAACGCCCCUGGAAAUUUCCAAGCGCCCGGCGGGGCCCCGCGGGCUCCGGUUAUGCAACGGGCCCGGCCGGGCGCCGAGCCCCCCGCGCCCCCCGCGCUGCCGGGAUAUAAGGCGGGCGCGGGCGGCGGCGGCGGCAGCACCCACCAUGGAGCCGGCCGCCCUGCUCCUGGCCGCCUGCCUCUGCUGCCUGCUCCUCGCCGCGGCGCAGCGGCACCGGCUCCGGCACCGGCACCCGCAGGGGCGGCUGCCCCCCGGCCCCGCGCCGCUGCCCCUGCUCGGCAACCUGCUGCAGCUGAGCACCCGCAGGCCCCUCCAGGCCCUCAUGCAGCUGCGGGAGAAGUACGGCCCCGUGUUCACGGUGCACCUGGGGCCGCGGCGGGUCGUGGUGCUCUGCGGCCAUGAGGCCGUCAGGGAGGCACUGGUGGACCACGCCGAGGAGUUCAGCGGCCGCGGGGCGCUGGCCAUCAUCGACCGCAACUUCAACGGCUUCGGGGUGGCCCUGGCCAACGGGGAGCGGUGGAAGCAGCUGCGGCGCUUCUCCCUCACCGUCCUGCGCAACUUCGGCAUGGGCAAGCGCAGCAUCGAGGCGCGCAUCCGGGAGGAGGCCCAGUUCCUGCUGCAGGCCCUGCGCGACACCCGAGAGCAGCCCUUCGACCCCACGUACUUCCUGAGCCGCACCGUCUCCAACGUCAUCAGCGCCGUCGUCUUCGGGAGCCGCUUCGACUACGCGGACGGCACCUUCCUGGAGCUGCUGCGCCUCGUCAACCAGAGCUUCGUGGAGCUGAGCACGCCCUGGGCCCAGCUCUACGACAUGUUCUCCGGCGUCCUGCGGUACCUGCCCGGCCGCCACAACCGCCUCUACCGCCUCAUCGAGGAGCUCAAGGGCUUCGUGGCCGCGCGCGUGGCGGCCAACCGGGCGUCCCUGGACCCCGCCGCCCCCCGCGACUUCAUCGACUGCUUCCUCAUCCAGGGUGACAAGGAGAGCCAGAACCCGGCGAGCGAGUUUAACAGCACCAACCUGGUCCUCACCGCCCUCAACCUCUUCUUCGCGGGGACGGAGACCGUCAGCUCCACCCUGCGCUUCGGCUUCCUCUUCCUCAUGAAGCACCCGCAGGUGGAAGAGAAGGUGCACGAGGAGAUCGAGCGCGUCAUCGGCCGGCACCGCGCGCCCGCCAGCGAGGACCGCGUGAACAUGCCCUACACGGAGGCGGUGAUCCACGAGAUCCAGCGGCUGACGGACAUCGUGCCGCUGGGGAUGCCGCACGCGGUGACGCGGGACACCCUCUUCCGCGGCUACCUGCUGCCCAAGGGCACCGACGUCUUCCCCGUGCUGGGCUCGGUGCUGCGCGACCCCGCGUACUUCAGCCGCCCCGAGGAGUUCGACCCCGGGCGCUUCCUCGACGCCGACGGCCGCUUCAAGAGGAACGACGCCUUCGUGCCCUUCUCCCUGGGGAAGCGCAUCUGCCUGGGGGAGGCCCUGGCGCGCAUGGAGCUCUUCCUCUACUUCACCACCGUCCUGCAGAGCUUCUCGCUGCGGCCCCGGGUGCCGCCGGCGCAGCUCGACGUCUCGCCCCGCCUGAGCGGCUUCGGCAACGUCCCCCCCCGCUACGAGCUGAGCCUGGUCCCGCGCUGA
Molecule: messenger RNA, 1718 nt
Organism: Dromaius novaehollandiae (emu)
Lineage: Eukaryota; Metazoa; Chordata; Aves; Casuariiformes; Dromaiidae
Product: cytochrome P450 2G1-like
Exons: 9
Coding region: 231-1718 (495 amino acids)
Biological process (GO): xenobiotic metabolic process; epoxygenase P450 pathway
Cellular component (GO): cytoplasm; intracellular membrane-bounded organelle
Molecular function (GO): iron ion binding; arachidonate epoxygenase activity; heme binding
Source: RefSeq, a predicted model, not a curated record